CUAGCAGUAUCACUCGCUACUCGCUGCCACCCAUGGCAGAGCCCGCAUGGCAGGAGACCCUUCGCGUCCGGCUCGUUGAGCGCAACGCGCGCGAGUCCGCGUACGCGUCCAUCAUCGAACAAUAUCGCAGAUUGGCACAGCAGACGAAACUCUUGAAGGAGCGGAAUGCGUCUCUCCUCCGUGCGAUGGGCACUGCACGCCCGAAUCCCAGCAGUUCGACAGUGUUUGUUCCGGGGACGGCAGAAGAAAAUCCUGUUCGAGCAGCAUAUAUUGCAUCCCUAGAGUCGCAAAUAUCGUCCCUACGCGAUGAACUAGCGACAGUAUACAAGACACAGGGUCAGAAUGCCCAGAGACUGCUGGCGAUGAACGAGACUUUGCGGGAAAAGGAGGAACUCGCAAGGGUCGAGUCCGAGAACUUUAGGAAGGCUCGAGAGGAUAUUGCAGCGUUGCGGAAGAAGGUUGAGCAGCAUAAUGAGCUGAUGGCCGAGAAGGAUCGGACAGCCCAGAUCCUCCACGAUGAGAUUAAUACACUACAGCUGGAGCUCAGUCAGAUCGAAGAGCGCAACGCAACGCUGACAAAGGACAACGCGAAGCUGCUCCAGCGGUGGCUGGAUGCAAAGCAGGCGGAAGUGAACAAGAUGAACGAGGCGAACGAGUUCUACGAAGACAUGCAUUCGCGGAAGCAGGCAGCGACAAACGCGCCAGCAGAUCCUGUGGACGAGGUGUUGUCUGUCUCGGAGUCGGAGUCGGGAAACGGGGAUGCGAGGAACGAGUCCGGUGUAGCGACGACGAAGGAUGGGACACCAUCUCCGGUGGAGACGAGCGUGAGUCAGACACCGAAUGGCUGAUGGUCGAUGAGUGAUUCGUUUGUAUCUUUUGGACAUCUGGUCGUCGCUUUUCCCCUCUACGCUGGAACUCACCGCGCUCGCAUACCCAGUCCGCUUGAUAUCCUACGAUCGGCAUGCCUCGACGUUCGCCAAUUACACUACUAUCUCGUGGUCUUUUAUUUCUCACUCGCAUUUAAAUGCAGUUGUACAUAUAGUUCUACUAUUUCAGUCUUUGCCGAU
Molecule: messenger RNA, 1067 nt
Organism: Laetiporus sulphureus 93-53
Lineage: Eukaryota; Fungi; Basidiomycota; Agaricomycetes; Polyporales; Laetiporaceae
Product: ATG16-domain-containing protein
Exons: 4
Coding region: 33-848 (271 amino acids)
Biological process (GO): autophagosome assembly
Cellular component (GO): autophagosome membrane
Source: RefSeq, a predicted model, not a curated record